Messenger RNA from Saccostrea cuccullata (small rock oyster), 840 nucleotides. RefSeq lists its product as uncharacterized. The transcript has 6 exons. Bases 1 to 669 code for a protein of 222 amino acids. The record is from RefSeq and is a predicted model, not a curated record. Lineage: Eukaryota; Metazoa; Mollusca; Bivalvia; Ostreida; Ostreidae.
AUGUUAGCAGGAGAUGAUGCCACUCAAAAUAUAGAAAACUUUGCAUUUGACCUAAAGCUCAGCAUUGGAAGUGGCUAUAGUUUCGUUUCUGAUAAUGAACUUUCCAGUUCAACUAAAUACGUACAGGACGGGGAUUGGACUCUUGCUUUCAAAGCCCAGAGUCUGACAGGAAUUUCACCCUAUGAAAUCUACAAGUCACAGGGAGUUCGGCACGAAGUCAGGGGUUCAUUUCCAGAACGCUGCACCAAGCUGGCUAAGGUUCGAUUUCUGGUUAUUAUCAACAGUGAAAUAAAGAGAGAAAUUAUUUUUGACGGAAAAAACAGCAACAACACCGACUGGUUUUCUAGUCGGCGGAUCCAAAGUUCAUCUUGGACGGAUCUUACACCAACCCAAACAUACAAUCUUUUCUCUCUUCAAGGGAUACAAGAUGGCAGAGUGAACAGACACUGGUCAAUUUCCCACAGUUUUGGGGGAUGUCCGAACGACAGGGCCUGGUUCACCAUCUCAUUCUACCCUCCCACCGGAUGUGACUUUGAUAAACGAGAAUCAGCGAUGCCAAACUUCGUCGUCUGUCCCGGAACUACAAUGUGCAAUAUGCAAAGAGAUUCAAUCAAUGCAGACGCAUUUGCUAUCCAGAUUAAAGCUAGAAAUAAGUUGCCGAUGAUGUAGUUGGAGUGAAUCAAAGAAGAAUAAAGACUUAUCUAGUGACGGCUGUUUAUAUACCUGAAAGAAGAAUGAAUCAUGUGAAAACAUUUUGAUACAUAAAAUACAUGCAUAUGGUCGAUAUUAGCAAGUCUGUUUCUAUAAGUUUUUAAUAUCUUGAAAAAAUAAACAUGUACC